Daphnia carinata is the source of this 1768-nucleotide messenger RNA. Its product is annotated as lysosomal Pro-X carboxypeptidase-like. The record is from RefSeq and is a predicted model, not a curated record. Gene Ontology annotation, molecular function: dipeptidyl-peptidase activity; serine-type exopeptidase activity. Bases 16 to 1548 code for a protein of 510 amino acids. The transcript has 10 exons. Lineage: Eukaryota; Metazoa; Arthropoda; Branchiopoda; Diplostraca; Daphniidae. Gene Ontology annotation, biological process: proteolysis.
GACGGAUGUGGCAGAAUGACACUGUUAUGUGUUGCCUUGGGAAAGAAUAGUAAGGUCUUCAAGGUUUGUUAUUGGUUCUCCCCCUUUGCACUGAGCAUGUCGUGGUCUCUUAGUAUGCAUCGCAUGUUGCUUUUCUCGUUUAUUUGCUUACUUUUCCACCAAACACAAUGCUACAGUUGGAAAACAGCGUUUUUUAAGCAACAAGUUGAUCACUUCAGCUUUGCCAACCAGGACAUCUAUGCACAACGCUACUUGGUUAAUUCUACUUACUGGAAAAGAGGUGGGGGCCCAAUUUUUUUCUAUACAGGAAAUGAAGGAGAUAUAGAAUGGUUUGCUCAAAACACUGGAUUCAUGUGGGACAUUGCAGAAGAAUUUGGCGCAAUGUUAAUUUUUGCUGAACACAGAUAUUAUGGCCAGUCACUUCCAUAUGGAAACAAAAGCUAUUCAGAUGUAAAAUAUUUGGGAUAUCUCACAUCGGAGCAAGCUCUUGCAGAUUUUGCAGAGCUGCUCGUUUAUGUAAAGUCAACAAACUCAGGUGCUGCUGAAAGUCCUGUAAUUGCAUUUGGAGGAUCAUAUGGAGGGAUGUUAGCUGCUUGGAUGCGCAUAAAAUAUCCCCAUAUCAUAACUGGGGCGAUCGCGGCCUCAGCUCCAAUUUUGCAGUUUACUGGACUGACACCUUGUGAUGCGUUUAAUCGUGUGGUCACGGCCGACUUUUCUUCGGCAUCAGCAGAAUGUGCAGAGACAAUUCGCAAAUCGUGGAAAGCCCUGUCAAAAAUCUUGGUGAAUGAUGAAGGGAAAGAGUGGCUUAGAACCCACUGGAACUUGUGUGUGCCAUUAAAUGGAACUGAAGAUAUUAAUAACUUGAAGGAUUGGCUUACAAAUGUAUGGACAAACCUCGCUAUGGUUAACUACCCGUACCCUGCUAAUUUCUUGGCUCCGCUGCCCGCAUAUCCGGUUAAAGCUGUUUGUGAGCACUUGACAAAUUCCAGCCUUGACGACCGUUCUCUUUUGGAUGAGAUUUUUAAAGGGCUAUCGGUUUAUGCCAAUUUCACUGGGCAAACUCAGUGUUUGGAUGUUAGUCAACAAGCAGACCAGUCUUUGGGAGACAUGGGCUGGGAUUUUCAAGCUUGCACUGAGAUGGUUAUGCCAAUGUGUGGUGAUGGAAUUAACGACAUGUUUGAAGCUCAGCCGUGGAACCUAGAAAAAUAUUCGGAAAAAUGUCUCAAGAAAUGGAAAGUAAAUCCUAGACCACUUAUGGCACCGCUGAAUUAUGGUGGCAGAAAUAUUUCUUCAUCCUCAAACAUUGUUUUUAGCAAUGGAUUACUAGACCCAUGGUCAACUGGAGGAGUCACAAAGUCACUUUCAGACUCACUUGUGGCUAUCAUAAUUCCAGAAGGAGCCCAUCACCUUGAUCUUAGAGGUGCAGAUCCAAAUGACCCAAAUUCUGUGGUAAAGGCUAGAGAGAUUGAGAAACAGUUUAUUUCAAAAUGGAUUCUAUCUAGUAAACGAGAUAGAAAAGAAAUGCCUAAGUCCUUUAUAGUUGGUUGAAUGUGAUAAAUCAUUUUGGUCUUGCAUAUUAGAUUGCUAUUGUUAUUAUCGCAUUUAUGUUUUCUUUGUUCGCACAAGCGUUCCGAUUUGGUCUCUUGCUUGCUGCAGAAGAUGCACAGUAGUCGAUAACUCACUUGCAUGCAUGUCGAUCGAGAUCUGUUUUUGUCCGUCAGACGAUCCUUCUACCUUGUAAUCAAUACAUACGAAUUAUGAAACGGUA